Messenger RNA from Polistes dominula (European paper wasp), 1584 nucleotides. RefSeq names its product splicing regulator RBM11. Gene Ontology annotation, biological process: regulation of alternative mRNA splicing, via spliceosome. Gene Ontology annotation, molecular function: single-stranded RNA binding. Gene Ontology annotation, cellular component: nucleus. NCBI's taxonomy places the organism in Eukaryota, Metazoa, Arthropoda, Insecta, Hymenoptera, Vespidae. The record is from RefSeq and is a predicted model, not a curated record.
AUACAUAAGCCAUAAAUGACCUUACAACCGCUUAAUCAAUAAAGUAUUUAACAUAUAAUUUUUGGUAGUCUUUUUUGCUUGAAGCGUCUCUCCAAAACACAUUAAUACAUGUAUAGCAACUAAACGUUAUUAUCUUAAUCUCUACAUAUUGCAGACUGUUAUGAGAUCAACAGAAUAAGUAAUGGAAAACUAAAACAUAAAAAAAACCAGUACAUCUUUGGCAAACCUUUAGGGCAAGGGAGAGGUAAAGAAGGAUAAGGGAAAGGAUUGGAAGGUGAUAGGAGCAUAUAUACAAUAUUUACAAUUUUUAUAACUAUAUCUAAAGAACACUAUCACCCCCUGGUGGGUUAUAAAGCGGUUCAGGGUUCAACCACUGAUCUAAGCAUUGCAAUUUAUUAGUAUAUGGCAAUGUUACCAAUUUAAAAACCUCUUUCUAUGACAACAAAUUUUAUGAGUAUAAAUAAUAAUAGCAAAUAAUACUUUCUUAAAAAAAGAAAAAGAAAAAGUUAAAAAAUGGAUGAAGAUAUACGUACGUUAUGGUGCGGAAAUUUAAGUGACCAAGUCACAGAAGAAAUUCUUUACGAAUUAUUUUUACAAGGUGGUCCAGUACAAAGAGUUGCAAUACCUAAAGAUCGUGAUGGAAAACAAAGAAGUUAUGGUUUUGUAACAUAUAAACAUAUUAGUUCUGUAUCCUACGCUUUAGUUCUCUUUAACGGAACUAAAUUAUUUAAUCGACCCAUUAAUAUGAAAACAAGAAGUAACGUGGAAUCAUCGGAAAUAGAAAAACAAAAACAAGAACAUAUUUAUAAUUUGAAUCAUUUACUUAAUUUGGGUCAACAAACAUUUAUAGGAAACUUUGUGUCAAAUGUAGGUUCGGAUAUGCUACCUAUGAACGUAGCACCGAACAUGAACAUCCAUAGUGGCAAAAUUGAUACUCAUCGUGAUGACAGACAUUCUAGGAGAAAUCAUCCUUAUCAACGUGAUCAUGAAAAUAAUAGACGCGAUCAUCAUAAAAAUAAUAAACCUUAUAAAAAUAGAAAUCAUUCUAAUAGCAGCAGCCAUUCAAAUGAUUAUUCUAAACAUAGAACCCUCCUACAAUACGGCAUUCUAUAAAACUGUUUUCUUUCAAAAAACCUUUGUACAACACUGUACUUCUACAGCCGCGGCGAGGCUUGCCAUCUUAAAGAUACAGUGUUGCGGAAAGUAUUUCUUUUCAUCUUCAUGGCCUGAAAACAAAAGUGUUUCACGCUGUUGUGAACUGAAAACAUCAACGUUAAAUGCGUGUUGGAAAAAGAUAUGACCCUCUUCAGUUGAAAUAGAAAACGUGCGUAAAUCGUCACAAAAUGAAAUUGGUGACAUAUUAGAACUUGCUAAAUCAAUCGGAGGCGAAGAUUUUGUGGAUAUGACUAUUGAGGACGUUCAAGGUUUAUUAAUAGAAGAAGAAGUUGAUGAAGCAAAUUUGAUGGAAAUGAUAUCCGAAACUCUGUAAAUCAAAUGAUUAUAUUAACUCGAUGUAGUGUAUGAAUGCUAUUUACAUUAUAAUUUCAAUAUUUUAUAAAUAUUUUUGUUAUUUGUAAAAAUAAG